This is a messenger RNA of Trametes versicolor FP-101664 SS1, 1217 nucleotides long. RefSeq names its product GroES-like protein. Lineage: Eukaryota; Fungi; Basidiomycota; Agaricomycetes; Polyporales; Polyporaceae. The record is from RefSeq and is a predicted model, not a curated record. The transcript has 7 exons. Bases 43 to 1083 code for a protein of 346 amino acids. Gene Ontology annotation, molecular function: zinc ion binding; oxidoreductase activity.
ACCACCUCCUCCUCAUCCAACCCACCCAACUCGACAUCCACCAUGCCCGAAGGAACCAUGAAAGCGCUCUGGUACAGCGAGCCUCAAAAGUUCGACAUCCGGGAGGUACCCAUCCCCAAGUGCGGCGACGACGAUCUUCUCCUCAAGGUCACCCUCUGCGGUGUCUGUGGAACCGACGCGCACAUCCACGACGGCGAGUUUAUCGCAACCUUCCCCCUCAUCCCCGGACAUGAAGCGAUCGGGCGCAUUGUCGAGAUGGGCAAGAACGUAAAGCCUACGGACUUUGCGAUCGGCGACCGCAUCGUCGCGGACGUGGGCACCUCUUGCAACAACUGCUUCUACUGCAGGCGAGGCCAGGCCGUCCUCUGCGAGAACUUCAACGCGCGCGGCGUCACCCAGGACGGCGGCUUCGCGGAGUACAUCGUCUACCACCAGAGCAAGUGCUACAAGAUCCACAACCUCACCGACGAGGAGUCCACGCUUCUCGAGCCCGCGGCAUGUGCCAUCCACGGCCUCGACAAGCUCAAUCCGCCAGUGGGCAUUGACGUGCUCCUGCUCGGCGCGGGUCCGACCGGCUUGAUCCUCGCUCAGCUGCUGAAGCUGAACGGCGCUCACCGCGUCACCAUCGCCGCGAACAAGGGUAUCAAGAUGGACAUCGCCAAGAAGCUGAACGCCGCCGACGAGUACAUCGAGCUCGACAGGACAAACCCCGCCGCGCAGUGGGAGCAGCUGAAGAAGGACAACCCUUACGGGUUCGACGUCGUCGUCGAGGCCACCGGCGUCGAGAAGCUCGCGCAGGACAGCAUCAACUACGUCCGCCGCGGCGGAACGAUCAUGAUCUACGGUGUGUACGAGAACAAGGCGCAGAUCCACUGGCCGCCGUCCAAGAUCUUCUCGGACGAGAUCAAGAUCAUUGGCUCGUUCUCGCAGGCGUUCUGUUUCCCUCGUGCAGUGGCAUACCUGGACGGUGGCAAGGUCAACGUCAAGGGCAUGGUCACGGAUGUCUUCCCGCUGGCAGACUACCAGGGUGCGCUGGACAAGAUGAGCAGCCGUGGCGCGCUCAAGAUCGCGAUCAAGCCCUGAGGCUCUGAACCGCACACGGGUUGAAGUUGUGAACGGCAGGGGCGCCGUACUGUACGUAUAGAAAGCCGAGCACGUAUUGUAUCGUUAUGUCGACGACGUUUUCUGAAAUGCAAAUAUACCCUCGAGCAAUGUUC